GAGGAGGCAGCGGAGGAGAAGGAGGAGGAGAAAGGCGGCCAGGAGGGAGGGAGGGAGCGAGCAAGCAAGCGAGCCAGCACCGAGUCAGAGACUAGCAGAGAAAAUUUUCCACCGUCCCCUCGCACCCACCAAGCGGCGGCAGCGGCAGUGUCUAGAAAUAUAUAGCUAGAAAUAUAAAAUCACCUUUUCCUGCACCAUGGUUUUCCAAAGUAGGCUCCCUUCUUGGAUUAUUUUGUGCUCCGUCUGGCUGUUCCUCUUUGCACACACGGGGGAGGCACAGGCUGCGAAAGAAGUAAUAUUGCUGGACUCUAAAGCACAACAGACAGAGUUGGAAUGGAUUUCCUCUCCUCCCAAUGGGUGGGAAGAAAUUAGUGGACUGGAUGAGAACUACACUCCUAUACGGACAUACCAGGUAUGCCAGGUGAUGGAAUCAAACCAGAACAACUGGCUUCGGACUAACUGGAUUGCAAAAAGCAAUGCGCAAAGGAUUUUUGUAGAACUGAAAUUCACUCUGAGGGAUUGUAACAGUCUUCCUGGAGUUCUGGGGACUUGUAAAGAAACUUUUAACUUGUAUUAUUAUGAAACAGACUACGACACUGGCAGGAAUAUCCGAGAGAACCAAUAUGUAAAAAUAGACACUAUUGCAGCAGAUGAAAGUUUUACCCAGGGUGAUCUCGGGGAGAGAAAAAUGAAACUUAACACAGAGGUGAGAGAAAUUGGACCUUUGUCCAAAAAAGGAUUCUAUCUUGCAUUUCAGGAUGUAGGGGCCUGCAUUGCUUUGGUCUCUGUCAAAGUCUACUACAAGAAGUGCUGGUCCAUCAUUGAGAACUUAGCUGUUUUUCCUGACACAGUGACUGGCUCAGAGUUUUCCUCUUUAGUUGAAGUACGAGGAACUUGUGUCAGCAGUGCGGAGGAGGAGGCGGAGAACGCGCCGAAGAUGCACUGCAGUGCGGAGGGAGAAUGGUUAGUGCCUAUUGGAAAGUGCAUUUGCAAAGCGGGAUAUCAGCAAAAAGGAGACACGUGUGAACCUUGUGGCCGUGGGUUCUACAAAUCUUCCUCACAAGAUCUGCAGUGCUCCCGCUGCCCUACUCACAGCUUCUCUGACAAGGAAGGAUCUUCAAGAUGCGAUUGUGAAGAUAGCUAUUAUAGAGCACCUUCUGAUCCACCAUAUGUCGCAUGCACAAGACCCCCAUCCGCACCACAAAACCUCAUUUUCAAUAUCAACCAGACUACUGUGAGUUUGGAGUGGAGUCCUCCUGCUGACAACGGGGGAAGAAAUGAUGUGACCUACCGCAUUUUGUGCAAGAGGUGCAGCUGGGAGCAGGGCGAAUGUGUUCCCUGUGGGAGUAACAUUGGAUACAUGCCCCAGCAAACUGGAUUAGUAGAUAACUAUGUCACUGUCAUGGACCUGCUAGCUCAUGCUAACUACACGUUUGAAGUUGAAGCUGUGAAUGGGGUUUCUGACUUGAGUCAUUCCCAGAGGCUUUUUGCAGCUGUCAGUGUUACCACUGGUCAAGCAGCUCCUUCGCAAGUUAGUGGAGUAAUGAAGGAGAGAGUGCUGCAGAGGAGCGUGGAGCUUUCCUGGCAGGAACCAGAACAUCCCAAUGGAGUCAUUACUGAAUAUGAAAUCAAGUAUUAUGAGAAAGAUCAAAGGGAGAGGACCUAUUCAACAGUGAAAACCAAGUCCACUUCAGCUUCUAUUAAUAACCUAAAGCCAGGAACAGUGUAUGUUUUCCAGAUUCGUGCUUUUACUGCUGCAGGUUAUGGAAAUUAUAGCCCCAGACUGGAUGUUGCCACCCUAGAAGAAGCCACAGCCACGGCUGUUUCCAGUGAACAGAAUCCUGUUAUUAUCAUAGCUGUGGUUGCUGUAGCAGGAACCAUCAUUCUGGUCUUCAUGGUGUUUGGAUUCAUCAUUGGGCGAAGGCAUUGUGGCUAUAGCAAAGCCGAUCAAGAAGGGGAUGAAGAACUUUACUUUCAUUUUAAAUUUCCAGGCACCAAAACCUACAUUGACCCUGAAACCUACGAGGACCCAAAUAGAGCUGUCCAUCAAUUCGCCAAGGAGCUAGAUGCCUCUUGUAUUAAAAUUGAGCGUGUGAUUGGUGCAGGAGAGUUUGGUGAAGUGUGCAGUGGGCGUCUAAAGCUUCCUGGCAAGAGAGAUGUUGCAGUAGCCAUAAAAACUCUGAAAGUUGGCUACACUGAAAAGCAAAGGAGAGAUUUCCUGUGUGAAGCAAGCAUCAUGGGACAGUUUGACCACCCCAACGUUGUUCACUUAGAAGGGGUUGUUACCAGAGGGAAACCAGUCAUGAUUGUAAUAGAAUACAUGGAGAAUGGGGCCUUAGAUGCAUUUCUUAGGAAACAUGAUGGGCAAUUUACAGUCAUUCAACUAGUGGGAAUGUUGAGAGGAAUUGCUGCUGGAAUGAGAUAUUUGGCUGAUAUGGGAUAUGUACACAGAGAUCUUGCAGCACGCAAUAUUCUUGUCAACAGCAACCUUGUUUGUAAAGUGUCAGACUUUGGCCUUUCCAGAGUUAUAGAAGAUGAUCCAGAGGCUGUCUACACUACUACCGGUGGAAAAAUUCCAGUGAGAUGGACAGCUCCAGAGGCCAUCCAGUACCGCAAAUUUACAUCAGCCAGUGAUGUGUGGAGUUAUGGAAUAGUUAUGUGGGAAGUAAUGUCUUAUGGAGAACGGCCUUACUGGGACAUGUCAAAUCAAGAUGUUAUAAAAGCAAUUGAAGAAGGCUACCGUUUACCAGCACCCAUGGAUUGCCCAGCAGGACUGCACCAGCUGAUGCUAGAUUGUUGGCAGAAGGAACGCGGUGAAAGGCCGAAGUUUGAGCAGAUAGUUGGUAUUCUGGACAAAAUGAUUAGAAACCCAAAUAGCUUGAAAACCCCGCUGGGAACCUGUAGCAGACCAAUUAGCCCUCUUCUGGACCAGAACACUCCCGAUUUUACCACUUUCUGCUCCGUAGGCGAAUGGUUACAAGCUAUUAAGAUGGAAAGAUAUAAGGAUAAUUUCACAGCAGCAGGCUACAACUCUCUUGAAUCAGUUGCCAGGAUGACUAUUGAGGAUGUGAUGAGUUUAGGGAUCACGUUGGUUGGUCAUCAAAAGAAAAUCAUGAGCAGCAUUCAGACUAUGAGAGCACAAAUGCUACAUUUACACGGCACUGGCAUCCAAGUGUGAUAGACAUUUCUCCCUUAUGAGGGAGGUGACAGACUGAGAGAACAGCACUGGCCUUCAAUAUAUAUGAAGUGCUGCUAGAAGACACUUGAUUUCCUGGGUCCUUCCUGCAGUGAAUAGAAGAGCUACAAGAAGCACCUACAGACUUGAACUCCUAAGUGCCGCCAGAAUUUAUGAAAAGGGAAUUAGGAUCCACCAGUGGUGGCAAGGAAAACAGCAGUGACAAUAAACAAAGUACUACCUGAAUAAACAUACAAACACCUUGAGCUCUCUAACCUCCUUUUUAUCUAAUAGACUUUUUAAAUGUACAUAAAAAUUUAAAAAGAAUAUAUUUGUCAGAUAAAAUCAUGAUAUGAUUGUUGAAUUCAACAAAAUAUUUUCCUUAAAUCUGUGAUUUCUGAAUCUUUUUUUAAUUAUUUGUGUUUAUUCUUCAUAAAGACUUUCUUUUAGUAUGAUGUUUAUAUCUUUGGACCUUUUUAGUGCUAAUUCUAUGACACAUUACUACACUGGGUACCUCUGAAGGAUCAUUUGAAUUCCUAGAGAUUUAAGAAGCAUGACCAAGCAAUGUAUGUCUGUCCGAACUUUGGUAUCCUUUUGUGCCAUUUACAUUUGUUAAAUCAGCACUGUAUUGACAUGGCUAGCUAAUUGGCAGGGAGUCAGGAAAACGCAAGUUGCCAAGAGCUCUGAUAUUUUUUAAAGAAUUUUUUAAGAUUACACAUAUGCUAUCUUUUAAAAGAAAAUAAAAGAGAAAAAAAAAAAAAAAAAGAAAACAGAAAAGAAAAGCAAUAAUGACCCCUAAGUAGUUCUAGGCACUUUUAGCAAAUUGUUUGCAAGAUUAUUUUAAUGCAUUACAGUUAAAGUGAGAUAUAUUCGAAGAUGUAGAUCUACAACUGUAGACCUGCUGAGACACUUCAUUGAAUGGACAAGUGAUUGUAGGAGUGUCUCAGAACAUGGGUGUAGUUCUCCAGUGUUACCUAAACCAUUUAAUCUGAGCACAUCACUUUUUUUUUCAAUACUCUGCAUUAGC
Messenger RNA from Opisthocomus hoazin, 4202 nucleotides. RefSeq names its product EPH receptor A7 (gene EPHA7). Gene Ontology annotation, molecular function: protein binding; ATP binding; transmembrane-ephrin receptor activity. NCBI's taxonomy places the organism in Eukaryota, Metazoa, Chordata, Aves, Opisthocomiformes, Opisthocomidae. The record is from RefSeq and is a predicted model, not a curated record. Gene Ontology annotation, cellular component: dendrite; plasma membrane. Gene Ontology annotation, biological process: axon guidance; protein phosphorylation; ephrin receptor signaling pathway.